Messenger RNA from Dicentrarchus labrax (European seabass), 2084 nucleotides. It is a transcript of the gene coil, whose product is annotated as coilin p80. The coding region runs from base 49 to 1662 and encodes 537 amino acids. NCBI's taxonomy places the organism in Eukaryota, Metazoa, Chordata, Actinopteri, Moronidae. Gene Ontology annotation, cellular component: Cajal body. Gene Ontology annotation, molecular function: U1 snRNA binding; U2 snRNA binding. Gene Ontology annotation, biological process: spliceosomal snRNP assembly. The transcript has 7 exons. The record is from RefSeq and is a predicted model, not a curated record.
CACGAGCUGUGUGUUUUGGCUCGAGCUUCGGUGUGGAGGCUAGCCGUCAUGGCUGCUCACAGUACUAACUUCAUCCGCGUGCGCUUACACUUUGACUACCCGCCGCCGGCUGUGGUUGACUGCCGCAUGUGCUGGCUGCUCGUGGACCUGAACACGUGUCGCGUGGUGGGGGACCUGGAGAGUAUCAUCAGAGAAAAGUUUGAGUUCAGCCGCAGGAGCAUCCUCAACCUCUUCAUAGAGGACUGCUACCUCCCGCACACAGAGAGCGUCUUCGUGGUGCGGGAUAACGACAGCGUCAGGGUGAAGGUGGACUGUCUGUCUCAGGUGAACGGACACAGCAGCCGUCCAGAUACAGCAAGCCAAAACUGCAGGAAGAGACAGAGACCGGCAGGGGAGGACGGGCCAGGAGAAAAUGGAGCGAGCGUAGAAUGGAAGAAAAAAAAGAGGAAAAAAGGGAGCGAGGAGAGCCUGGAGAGGGAUGCCAAACAGGCUUCAGGUGAUGAGAAGAAUAAGAAGUCACAAGGAAAGCGGAAAGAGAAGAAGAAAAAAAAGAAGGCAGAGGAAAAUGGCCUUACUGUCACCCCCAAACCGGCUGCCUCUACCAAAAAAACCCCAGCUAAGGUAGGGCAGCCGCCGAAAAGCACCAAGAAGCCCCCAGUGGCACAAGCAAAAACACAGAAUGUCUCCUCUUCAGAUUCCAGUAGCAGCAGUAGCAAAGAGGAUGAAGCUCCAAAAAAACCACCAGUCCAAAAACCUGCACCCAAAACACCCACCGCCCCUGCUGCUUCCAAGACACUUCUGGCCGCCAAGCCCACCCAGACCAAACCUCACCCUCCUUCGUCCUCCUCCUCAGCAACCGACUCUUCCUCCGAUGAAGCCACCCGUGUGAAAAGCCCGCCAAAAAGCAAACCGUUAACCUCCACAACCUCUAAAGGGAGAAUAAGUGAAAACUCAAAAUGUCAGCAGGCUCCUGCCGCCCUGCAGUCCACAAACUGUGCACAGAAACAGGCUGCGAGCGCAACGGCGCCUCCUCUUGGCAAAACCGCGGAGCCUUGUACCUCAAGCAGCGAGGAGGAGAUCGAGCUGGUCAUCCGACGGCCGAUGCAGCAGCUGGUCCGUGGUGGGGGUAGUAGUCAGUCGUCUUGGAGAGGCAGCGGCCGGGCACAACCAAUUCGUGGUGGCCCUGGAGAGAGGGGAAGGGGCGAAGGUAGAGGGGGCACCAGAGGGCACAAUGGCAGCUUUGAGUUCAGCUAUAAUGGAGCCAUGGAGCCGUCCUACCAGACUGAUUCAAUAACCAACCUGUCAGUGGUCCUCCAGAACGGAGCAGAAAGUGCUCCCAAACAGGACUACAGCUCUAUGCCCCUGCUAGCCGCCCCUCCACAGGUGGGGCAGAAGAUUGCCUUCAAGUUGCUGGAGCUAACUGAGAACUAUACACCAGAGGUAUCAGAAUAUAAGGAGGGAAAGAUUGUGAGCUUUGAUCCCACAACCAAACAGAUUGAGCUGGAGGUCCAUAAUGCCUUUCAAGCUCCUGUAGAGCCUGGCAAGUUUGACUUGGUCUAUCAGAACCCGGAUGGCUCCGAGAGAGUGGAGUAUGCAGUGUCCAGAAGCUCUCGGGUGACAGAACGGUGGGAAUCCCUGCUGGAACCACGGCUGAUCAUUUAAAUUUGUUCAAACAGGGACUUUGAACAUGCCCCCUGUUUGACAAGAUGGAUUUCCCUUUUCUCUAUUUUAUUUCAGGAUCCUUUGAAUUGUGCUCCAGCGUUAAACUGUGAGUCUUUAUAUUGCAUAUGACAGCUAAGGGAUAUGAUUAUGAUUGAUUAUAUUCUCCUCUCUGCUUCUAAGUAAGUCAUCUCUUUGCACAGAAGAGCCACUGCAUAGCAGAGUACAUGUGUCAAUAUUGAAAAAUUUUAGAAUUGUUUCAAUUUAAAUUUGGUUAGAUAUGAAAUGCUGUUUUUUAAUAUGAAAGUGAAAUGAAUGAUUCCAGUUUCCAGAACUGGGACAUAAUGGUUUUAUGUUUUGUACAGUAAUGUGACUGUGGAUAUCAGCCUUGUAUAAACAGUUUUUCUAAUAAAACAUUGAAUCUA